AUGAACAUUGUCUACACUUGUUUCCCCUUUCCAACAUCCAUCUCUCUUUCUACCAUAAAACUGGUAACCAAAGACUUUUUUUUACGCCCUUAUCUUUUCUCGGCUACAAGGCAAAAAUUCAGUAGAAAAAGGGAUUUGGCAUUGCAAGCAGUUGCUUCGUUCUCAUUUCCACCUAUAGAUGUGGAUUGCUUGGCAAGUGAAUUCGGAAUUGACGGAGUCACUUUUUCGAGCAUUAGCGAUAGUUGUGUCAUUAAGAUGGCGCUCGAGAAUGGAAGCGUGGCCAAUGUGAUGCUGCCAAGUGGUUUAAUCACUUCAUUAAAGGUUCCAAUGUGGCACGGAGGCACAAUGGAGUUGCUGCACACAAGAGUCUCGGAGGGGGAGAAUGGUGGUGCUGUCAUUCAAGGAGGAAUAUCACUAGCCUUCAACUGCCAGAACGAUAGAGGUUCAUGGUGUCCAAAUAUUUGGGCCCUUCAUCAAGUUAAAGGAACUCCUCAAGAAUCAAUUCAGGUAGUAUUGAUUAGCAGAAAUUCCGAGGGCAAUGUUGAGAACACUGAUGAUGACUUGAAAAGAACAACGAGAAACAUAGAAGAGUGGGAGGGUGAGGAAAAAGACAACUACAAGCAUUUGACAGACGAAAUGAGCAGGAUUUAUACCAGUGCACCUCGAAAAUUCACGGUCAUUGAUCGGGGUAGAAGAAACUCAGUGGUAAUGAGAAGAGAUGGGUUCAAUGAACUUUACAUGUUCAGUCCUGGAUCAAGACACAAAUGGUACAGCAAAUAUUCUUAUAUAUGCCUAGGCCAAGCCGCCCUGCUACAACCCAUAAGCUUAGACUCGCAAAGUGAAUGGAGAGGAGGACAGCAUAUACACAACCCCAAUUUCUGA
This is a messenger RNA of Fraxinus pennsylvanica, 882 nucleotides long. Lineage: Eukaryota; Viridiplantae; Streptophyta; Magnoliopsida; Lamiales; Oleaceae. The record is from the annotation of a GenBank genome assembly.